Molecule: messenger RNA, 1458 nt
Organism: Leguminivora glycinivorella
Lineage: Eukaryota; Metazoa; Arthropoda; Insecta; Lepidoptera; Tortricidae
Gene: GSTe6
Product: glutathione S-transferase 1-like
Exons: 6
Coding region: 112-798 (228 amino acids)
Biological process (GO): glutathione metabolic process
Molecular function (GO): glutathione transferase activity
Source: RefSeq, a predicted model, not a curated record
GUGUCAGGCGCUUCGAACGUAUUCUGUUAUCUCAUUUUAUUUAUAGGUUAUGUUGUGGAAAGUUAUGUUUAGUAAGAUUGUGAUGACAAGGCAGACCAAUCAUUAAUAAAUAUGCGGGCAAUCUUGUACCAUUCGAAUAGCAGCCCGCCGUCCCGGGCUGUCAAGAUGAUCGCCGGCAUCCUGAACGCACAGUUUGAAGAACGAUACCUCAACCCAGUGGCGAGAGAUCAGGACACGCCAGAGUUAAUCGAGAAAAAUCCCAUGAAAUCUGUUCCGCUGUUAGACGAAGGAGAUUAUUGGCUAGCCGACAGUCACGCCAUAAUUGUAUAUCUAUUUGAAAAAUACGGAAAACCUGAGCACCAACAUCUCUACCCCACUGACAUUCGAAAACGAGCCACGAUCAACCAGAGAAUGUAUUUCGAAUGUGGAAUAUUGUUUCCAAGACUUCGAUCUGUGAUGGCCCCAACAUUCUGGGGCAAGCUGACCGAGCUCUCAAAGUCCAUGAAGGCCAACAUAGAGGACGCAUACCGUACACUAGAGGCUUAUUUGUCUCGCACCCUUUACGUGGCAGACGACGUGUUGACUUUGGCAGACAUAAGCAUUGUUACUACGGUGUCGACGAUGGACGGUAUCUACCCUGUUGAUGUCAAAAGAUACCCAAAGUUAAAGCAGUGGUUGCGCACCAUGUCGCAGAAGGAUUUCGUCAAAAAAUACAACGAGCCGGGAAGGGAAGAGCUGGUGACCGUGCUAGUUACGAUGAUGAAGAACAACAAGCACAAUCAGCGGUCUAAACUUUAAUAUUUUACUCAUGUAAGCUAAGGUGUGUUAUUUAUUGCGCUGAGAUCUAUGACAUGAAUAUGGAAUGAAGACACAACGCUCUAAUCCUCAAAACGUUGAGGUCACUCUGAGAAGACCGUGGAGUCACCAAGAUCCUGCGCUUCUGGGCGGAGUUAGGCUGGUUGGACCCCUAGUCGGCAAACACGGAACGCACAAUGGUCUCUCUUUCCGAAGCUAAGCUUCCGUGCAGAAACCGGAGCCCAUAACCAUAUGAUAUGGAAGACAUUCUACGGUUAUGAUACUUAUGUUUUGAGUACGUAUAACGAAGUAUAACAAGGAAUAAAAUCUAUGUAAAGAUUGUAAAGGGAACAUAAUCAGUUUAAAGUGUAAGGUAUAAUCAAUGUAAUGUCGUAAGGAUAGAUAAAUGGGUCGAAAUUAUUUUCGUUGUCUUAUCUCUGCCCACUUGGUUUUGUCUUGGUGUAGUUAAACAAAAAAUACAGUGCUAUAUCUUUCUAGCUAUAGAUUCUAAUUCACAGAACUGAAGAAGCCAUGCGUCACAUUAUUAGGCGUCAAAAACAAGACCACGAAAAUAAUUUUGAUCCAACUUUGUAUUUAAUUAUCAGAAUUGGGUUAAGUGGGGUAUUUGGUGUGGAAAUGUAUAUAAAACACAAUUUAUAAGAA